This is a messenger RNA of Colletotrichum truncatum, 1152 nucleotides long. The record is from RefSeq and is a predicted model, not a curated record. NCBI's taxonomy places the organism in Eukaryota, Fungi, Ascomycota, Sordariomycetes, Glomerellales, Glomerellaceae.
AUGUCUGGCACCGUCAUCCACCUCCGGUCCGAAAAGUUCAAGUUGCUGGAGCACCGCUCCGCGCUUACGCCUACUACCGCUAAGGCUAUGAUCGAUGCUGGCUACACCGUCAACGUCGAACGUAGCCCUGAGCGCAUCUUUGACGAUUCCGAGUUCGAGAAAGUCGGCUGCAACCUGGUUGAGGAGAGUUCUUGGAAGCAGGCCCCCAAGGAUCACAUUAUUCUUGGAUUGAAGGAGAUUGAGGAGGGCAGUGAGCCUCUUGAGCACGUCUUCAUUCAUUUCCAGCAUUGCUUCAAGAACCAGGGUGGCUGGUCUGAGGCUCUGUCUCGGUACCCUCGCGGAAACGGUACCCUUCUCGACCUCGAGUUCCUCCAGAAUGACACUGGUCGUCGCGUCGCCGCCUUCGGAUACCACGCUGGCUUUGCUGGAGCUGCUUUGGCCAUAGAGAACUGGGCCUGGCAGCUUACCCACCCCUCUGAACCCUUCCCCAGCGUCGAGAGCUACCCCAACGAGGAUGCUCUGCUGGUCGAUGUUAAGAAGGCUUUAUCUGAGGGCCAGGCCAAGGCUGGAAAGGUGCCCCGUGUGAUCGUAAUUGGUGCCCUUGGUCGCUGCGGCUCCGGUGCUGUCGACAUGUGCCUUAAGGCCGGUAUUCCUACUGAGCAGAUCCUCAAGUGGGAUAUGGCUGAGACCAAGAAGGGUGGUCCCUUCCCCGAGAUCGUCGAGUCUGACAUCUUCGUGAACUGCAUCUACCUCAACCAGCCUGUUGGACACACAAAGCUGACUUUUCUUCUUCAGUUCGUCAACCGCGAGUCGCUCAAGUCCCCUGGCAGAAACCUCUCUGUUGUCUGCGACGUCUCCGCCGACACCACCAACCCCCACAACCCUGUCCCCAUCUACACUGUGGCUACAACGUUCGAUAAGCCCACAGUUCCCGUCGAGGGCUUUACCAACCCUCCCCUGAGCGUCAUUAGCAUCGACCACCUGCCCAGUCUGCUGCCCCGCGAGUCUUCCGAGGCCUUCAGCAACGACCUUCUACCCACCCUUCUGGAACUUAAGAACUGGCGCAAUGACCCAGUCUGGGCUCGCGCCGAGAAGCUCUUCCAGGAGAAGGUGGCCACCCUUCCUGCCGAGUCCCUUGAGAACAAGGCCUAG